AUGGACUGCUUUCAAACUGUUAGUCAUCUCAAAGGUUCUCUGUGCUGUCAGUUAUUAUUAUUCUUUAUCUGGUUAUCAAGUUUUCAAGAAGCAGUGGCAUUGCAGACAGUCUAUGCGGAAAGUCAUGUUUCCUCCAUUCCAGAUCUAGCUAAACCACCUACUAGUGGACUCUUUGGUCCCAUAGAAAUAUCACCUGCUGUUAUUCCACAUUACACAGAUCCUGAUGAGUCUUUUCCACCAAUGUACCCAACUUUUCCAACUAGAUAUGAGCCUGUUUUAACUGGGAAGUGUCCUGUAAAUUUCUCUGCUAUAUCAAGUAUCAUGGACAAAACUGCAUCUGAUUGUUCUCUACCCUUGGCAGCAGUUGUAGGAAAUGUGAUAUGUUGCCCACAGUUUAGUAGUUUGAUCCGCAUCUUCCAGGGUCUCUAUAGCUUCUCAUCUGAUAAGAUGGCUUUGCAAAAUUCGGUUGCAAAUGAUUGUUUUACAGACAUUAUCAAUAUCUUAGCCAGUAGGGGUGCGAACAGUACAAUACCAACACUUUGCUCCAUAAAUUCAGUAAACCUUACAGGUGGGUCUUGUCCAGUGAAGGAUGUUGUUUCCUUUGAGAAAGCAGUAAAUUCAAGCAGAUUACUGGAGGCCUGCACCACUGUUGAUCCUCUUAAAGAGUGCUGCAGACCAAUUUGUCAGCCUGCAAUCAUGGAUGCUGCACUUAAGAUUUCAGGAAAACAAUUUUCAUUGAACGAGAAUAAGAAUUUGGUGGGUGAGUUAUCUCAUGUUGAUACUUUGACUGACUGUAAAGGAGUGGUUUUUACCUAUCUUUCAAGGAAACUCUCGCCAGAUGCUGUAAAUACUGCAUUUCGAAUAUUAUCUGCCUGCAAAGUUAACAAAGUUUGCCCUUUGGAUUUUAAGCAGCCUACGGAAGUGAUUAAAGAAUGUCGCAAUGUUGCUGCCCCCGCUCCUUCCUGCUGUAGCUCAUUAAACUCUUACAUCGCAGGAAUACAAAAGCAAAUGUUAAUUACAAAUAGACAAGCUAUAGUCUGUGCUACAAUGUUUGGGUCCAUGUUGAGGAAAGGAGGGGUCAUGUCUAAUAUUUAUGAGCUUUGUGAUGUUGACUUGAAAGACUUUAGCAUUCAAGCAGCAUAUGGUCAACAAGGGUGUCUACUUCGAAGCUUGCCCUCAGAUAUGAUAUUUGACAAUUCAACCGGCUACAGCUUUACAUGUGAUUUGAGUGACAACAUUGCAGCACCAUGGCCUUCGUCAUCCUCAAUUUCCUCGUUCUCCCUUUGUGGGCCUGAGAUGUCAUUGCCUGCACUACCAACAUCGGAGACUUUUAAAAAUCCUGGCUGUCGUGGUGGUCGGUACCUUGUUGUACUGAAGAGAUUUAGCUGA
Messenger RNA from Prunus armeniaca (apricot), 1389 nucleotides. Lineage: Eukaryota; Viridiplantae; Streptophyta; Magnoliopsida; Rosales; Rosaceae. The record is from the annotation of a GenBank genome assembly.